This is a messenger RNA of Melanotaenia boesemani (Boeseman's rainbowfish), 7927 nucleotides long. RefSeq names its product dnaJ homolog subfamily C member 13. Bases 156 to 6941 code for a protein of 2261 amino acids. NCBI's taxonomy places the organism in Eukaryota, Metazoa, Chordata, Actinopteri, Atheriniformes, Melanotaeniidae. The transcript is spliced from 56 exons. Gene Ontology annotation, biological process: regulation of early endosome to late endosome transport; endosome organization; receptor-mediated endocytosis. Gene Ontology annotation, cellular component: endosome membrane. The record is from RefSeq and is a predicted model, not a curated record.
CCUGAGUCUUGUUGGGGGGGAAUACAGCGCAACUGAGUAUCUUCGGCAUCGGAGUGGGAAAACCGAGAAGCACUGGCCUCACUGAGAGGAGGGUGGGGGGGCGAGGGACGGCUACGAUUAACACCCAUUAGCGAUUUGACAGGUCCUGUGAAACGAUGAAUGUCGUCAAAGACAACAAAGACCUGGCCUGUUUCUACACCACCAAACACUCCUGGAGGGGAAAAUACAAGCGAGUCUUCUCAGUGGGGACACAUGGCAUAACCACUUACAACCCUACCACAUUAGAAGUAACAAACCAGUGGCCUUAUGGAGACAUUUGCGGUAUUGGUCCCGUAGGAAAAGGUCAGGGUACAGAAUUCAGCCUCACAUUCCGCAAAGGCAGCGGCAAGAAGUCUGAAACGCUCAAGUUUUCAACAGAGCACCGAACAGAGCUGCUCACAGAGGCUCUGAGAUUCAGAACAGAGUUUUCAGAGGGGAAAAUAACUGGCAGGCGUUACAAUUGCUACAAGCAUCACUGGAGUGACACACGAAAGUCUGUGAGUUUAGAGGUGACACCCGGAGGCAUCGACCAAAUCGACCCCCUCACUAACCGAGUGGUGUGUUCCUAUGACUACCGAAAUGUAGAGGGCUUUGUCGAGGUUUCUGACUACCAGGGAGGAUUUUGCAUCCUUUACGGUGGCUUCAGCAGGCUGCAUCUGUUUGCCUCAGAGCAUCGAGAUGAGAUCAUCCGCAGCGCCAUAGAGCAUGCAGGAAACUUUAUCGGCAUCAUGCUACGUCUGAGGAAGGAAGCUCUGACCUUUGAGGGUUUUAUAACGGACAGGUUGGGGAAAUACAGUUCAGACGAGAGCAUCACUUCCCUGGCCGAGUUUGUGGUGCAGAAGAUCACCCCUCGACACCCGGAGCCUGUUAAGCGUAUCCUGGCCCUGACAGAAACAUGUCUGGUAGAGAGAGACCCAGCUUCAUACAAUAUAGUCACCAUUAAACCCUUUGGAGAGGUAUUUGCUCUCAUCUGUGAUGUAGACAACCCUCAGGUGUUUACAGUUGAAUUCAUCAGGGGUCAGAUCAGGAAGUACUCCUCUACUGAAAGGGACUCCCUGUUAGCCAGCCUACUUGAUGGAGUUCGAGCAUCAGGAAACAGGGAUGUGUGUGUUAAGAUGGCUCCCACGCAGAGAGGGCAAAGAUGGGGUUUAUUGAGCAUGCCAGUAGAUGAAGAGGUGGAGAGUUUGCAUCUGAGAUUCCUGGCAGCACCUCCUAAUGGCAACUUUGCAGAUGCAGUGUUCAGGUUUAAUGCCAACAUAUCCUACAGCGGAGUGCUACAUGCAGUAACCCAAGAUGGCCUUUUCUCUGAGAACAAAGAGAAGCUCAUCAACAAUGCCAUCCUGGCUCUUCUAUCCCAGGAGGCCGAGCUCCCAGCUCAUAACGCUGAGCUGGAAAGCCAUUUUCAGGCCAUACGGCGCUUGGUGGCCUCCAAGGCUGGCUUCCAGGCUUUCACCCAGCUGCCUAAGUUCAGGGAAAAGUUGGGAGUAAAGACGGUAAAAGCUUUAAAAAGGAACAACAAUAGUGUGACUCAUGCUGCUAUAGACAUGCUCUGUGCCCUUAUGUGUCCAAUGCACGAUGACUAUGACCUGAGGCAAGAACAGUUAAACAAGGCCUCUCUUCUUUCCUCUAAGAAGUUUCUGGAAAACCUUCUUGAAAAAUUCAUCACUAACGUGGACCAUGGAACUGGAGCUUUAGUUAUCAGCUCCUUGUUGGACUUCUUAACGUUUGCUCUCUGCGCCCCCUACAGUGAAACCACUGAAGGGCAGCAGUUUGACAUGCUGCUUGAGAUGGUCGCCUCCAAUGGUCGUACAUUAUUCAAGCUAUUCCAGCAUCCCUCCAUGGCAAUAGUGAAGGGAGCAGGCCUGGUGAUGAAAGCCAUUAUUGAGGAGGGAGACAAAGAAAUAGCUACUAAGAUGCAAGAGCUGGCUUUAAGUGAAGGAGCUCUGCCAAGGCAUCUGAACACAUCUUUGUUCACCAUCAGCACAGACCAGCGGAUGCUUACCAACAGGCAACUGAGUCGUCACCUGGUGGGACUAUGGACAGCAGAGAACCCUGUAGCCAUGAACCUCCUUAAAAGGAUCCUGCCAACAGGUUUGUUGGCUUACUUGGACAACCCUGACCCUGUCCCAGAGAAGGAUGUAGACAGAAUGCACAUUCGUGACAACUUGAAAAUCGCCACGGACCAACUAAAUCGCAACAAGGUGCCUGAGUGGCAACGGAUUGCAGGCAAAGCAGCCAAAGAGGUGGAGAAGUUUGCAAAGGAGAAAGCUGAUCUAGUGCUAAUGCAUUGGAGAGAUAAGAUGGGCAUUGCCCAGAAGGAGCAAGACAGAAAUAACCUGAAUCCAAACCAAAAGCCUGUCAUCUUGAGAAAGAGAAGGCAGAGGAUAAAGAUUGAAGCAAACUGGGAGCUUUUCUAUUACAGUUUCCAGCUUGACCAUGCACGCUCCAACCUCAUCUGGAACCUUAAAACAAGAGAGGAGCUGCGGGAUGCUUUGGAGGGGGAGAUGCGUGCUUUUAGUGUUGACCGAGAGCUGGGCAAUGCCACCGUCAUCUCCUGGAACCACCAGGAGUUUGAGGUGAGAUAUGAGUGCCUUUCAGAUGAGAUAAAGAUUGGCGAUUAUUACCUGCGUUUGCUGCUGGAGGAAGAUGAAAAUGAAGAAUCAAGUGCCAUCAAGAGAUCAUACGAGUUCUUCAAUGAACUCUACCACCGCUUUUUGCUUACACCAAAAGUUAUGAUGAAGUGCCUGUGCUUGCAGGCACUUGCAAUAGUCUACGGCAAGUGCUAUGAGGAGAUUGGCCCCUUUACAGACACAAAAUACAUUGUGGGCAUGUUGGACCGGUGUACAGACAGGCUGGAAAGAGACAGGCUCAUCCUCUUUCUCAACAAGCUCAUUCUUAACAGGAAAAAUGUGAAGGAGGUGAUGGAUUCAAAUGGAGUACGCAUCUUGGUGGACCUGCUUACCUUGGCUCAUCUGCAUACCAGCAGAGCUACUGUGCCACUGCAGAGCAACGUGCUGGAGGCAGCACCUGACAUGAAGAGAGAGAGUGAGAAGGAGUGGUACUUUGGUAACGCAGACAAAGAAAGAAGAGGACCAUUUAGUUAUGAGGAGAUGCAAGAGUUUUGGAAUACAGGUGUCCUGACAGCUAAGACACGCUGCUGGGCUCAAGGGAUGGACGGUUGGCGCCCCCUACAGGCCAUUCCUCAGCUGAAGUGGUGCCUUCUGGCAACAGGACAGGCAGUGAUGAAUGAGUCCGACCUGGCUACAUUGAUCCUCAACAUGCUCAUCACCAUGUGCUCCUACUAUCCCAGCAGGGACCAAGACAAUGCCAUUAUCCGUCCUUUACCUAAGAUCAAGAGGAUGAUCAGCGACAAUGCCUGUCUCCCACACAUUGUUCAGCUGCUGUUGACAUUUGACCCCAUUCUUGUGGAGAAAGUUGCAAAUCUUAUGUAUCUGGUGAUGACGGACAAUCCCAAUCUACAGCGUCUCUAUUUAACGGGAGUCUUCUUCUUCAUCAUGAUGUACACAGGCUCCAAUGUGCUUCCUGUAGCAAGGUUCCUGAAGUACACUCAUUUAAAACAAGCUUUCAAAUCAGAGGAGUCUAAGGGUCAGGACAUUGUGCAGCGCAGCAUUCUGGGACCAGUGUUGCCCGAAGCCAUGGUAUGUUAUCUGGAGAACUAUGAGGCCGAGCGCUUCUCUGAGAUAUUCCUUGGAGAAUUUGACACACCAGAAGCCAUUUGGAGCAGUGAGAUGAGGCGGAUGAUGAUAGAGAAGAUUGCAGCCCAUGUAGCUGACUUCAGCCCCAGGCUGCAGAGCAACACACGAGCCCUUUACCAAUACUGCCCCAUUCCUGUGAUCAGCUUCCCUCAGCUGGAUAACGAGCUCUUCUGCAACAUCUACUACCUCAGACAUCUGUGUGACACCACCCACUUCCCCAACUGGCCUAUUCGAGAUGCUGUGAAGCUGCUUAAAGACACUCUUGAAGCCUGGAAAAGGGAGGUGGAGAAGAAGCCUCCCUCGAUGUCUGUGGAUGAAGCCUAUGAAGUUCUCAACCUCCCCAAAGGACAGGGCCAGCAUGAGGAGAGUAAAAUUAGAAAAGCUUACUUCAGACUGGCACAGAAGUACCAUCCUGACAAAAACCCAGAAGGAAGGGACAUGUUUGAAAAAGUUAACAAAGCCUACGAGUUUCUCUGCACAAAGUCAGCUCGAAUCCUGGAUGGUCCGGAUCCAGAAAACAUCAUUCUCAUCCUCAAAACACAGAGCAUCCUGUUCAACCGGCAUAAACAAGAGCUGGAGCCCUACAAAUAUGCCGGAUACCCCAUGCUCAUCAAAACAAUCACCAUGGAAACCGAGGAUGAGCAGCUCUUCUCUAAAACAUCGCCCCUCCUUCCGGCUGCUACUGAGCUGGCCUUCCACACGGUGAACUGCUCGGCUCUUAAUGCAGAGGAGCUGCGCCGUGAGAGCGGCAUUGAGAUAUUACUAGAGGCGCUUUCUCGCUGUGUUGCCGUGUUAACUGCAUCCAGCAAACCCGAUGACAUGGCUGUACAGGUGUGCGGGCACAUCUGUAGAUGCUACAGUGUUGCAGCCCAGUUUGAAGAAUGCAGGGAGAAGAUCAUUGAGUUGCCCAACAUCAUCCGGGACCUGUGUCACAUUUUGUUUUAUGGAAAGGGUCUCCCCAAGACUGCUGCCCUUGCAGUUCAGUGCGUCAGCUCCUUUGCCGUGGAUUUCUUCCUACAGACCCAUCUAUACCAUGCUGGUGUGCUUUGGCACCUCCUGGUCCACCUCUUCAACUAUGACUACACCCUGGAGGAAAGUGGCGUGCAGGCUAGCCAGGACACAAACCAACAGGAAGUUGCUAACAGCUUGGCUAAGCUCAGCCUGGUGGCACUUAGUCGUCUGGGAGGCUAUGCACAAACACCACACACCCCGGAUGGCAACAACCCUGUUUCAGAGACCAAUGGCAUAGAGGGCAUGCCUCCAGAGAACCCCACCAUCCGCAAGAGCUUAGCAGCCAUGCUCACACCAUACAUCUCAAGGAAGCUUGGAACGGGAACUCCUGCUGAGGUCUUAAAGCUGCUGAAUAGUAACUCUGAGAAUCCUUACCUAAUUUGGAACAAUGGAACACGAGCUGAGCUAAUAGAGUUCCUGGAAAGCCAACAAGAGGGAAACAUCAAGAGAGGAGAAAAUGAUAAAAGCUUUGGUGCAGAGUUUAUGUUCAGUGAUCACAGCAAAGAGCUCAUAGUGGGGGAGAUUUUUGUCCGAGUGUACAAUGAGCAACCUUCUUUCCCACUGGAGUUCCCCAAAGCAUUUGCUGCCAGUCUUCUGGAUUAUGUUGGCUCCCAGGCUCAGUAUCUCCACACUCUGCUGGCUAUGAGUCAGAGUAACAAGGUGGAGUCCCAGCAGCAUGUGGAAAGGCUACGGUUUGCUGAGAUGGCUUUGGAGGCUCUCCGCAAUGUUAUCAAGAACAACCCUGGCUCAGAAUCCGAGUGCAUCGGCCAUUUCAAGCUGCUUUUCUCUUUGUUGCGGGUUCAUGGAGCUGGCAGAGUGCAGCAGCUGGUUUUGGAGGUUGUGAAUACAGUGACAUCAAACCAAGAAUGUGUGAGCAACAUUGCUGAAUCUCUGGUGUUGUCCAACCUUCUGUUACUGCUGCACUCACUUCCUUCUAGCAGGCAGUUGGUGCUAGAAACGCUCUAUGCACUGACUUCAAAUACAAAGAUCAUCAAAGAGGCUAUGGCCAAAGGUGCUCUCAUCUAUUUGUUGGACCUCUUUUGUAAUUGCACACACCCCCAGGUUCGCACUCAGACGGCAGAGCUCUUCUCCAAAAUGACCUCAGACAAGCUGGUUGGGCCAAAGGUGCGUCUCACCCUGAUGCGUUUCCUUCCGGGUGUAUUUAUGGAUGCCAUGAGAGACAACGCUGAAGCAGCCGUUCACAUAUUUGAGGGAACGCACGAAAACCCUGAGCUCAUCUGGAAUGACGGCUCAAGGGAGAAAGUGUCCACCACUGUCCGGGAGAUGAUGCUAGAGCACUUUAAACAGCAGAAAGAUAAUCCUGAAGUAAACUGGAAACUACCAGAGGACUUCACAGUUGCUUACGGAGCCGGACAGGGCGAGCUUGAAGUUGGUGGAGUCUUCUUGCGUAUCUUUAUCGCUCAGCCUAGCUGGGUGCUACGCAAGCCGCGAGAGUUCCUGGUGUCUCUCCUUGAAACACUGACUGAGCUCCUGGAGAAAAACAACCCCAAUGGUGAGGCCCUGGAGACAGUUACCACGGCGGCAGUUUGUCUGUUCAGCACACAGACCCAGCUGGCUGAUCAGGUUCCUCCUCUGGGUCAUCUGCCUCGCAUCCUGUCAGCACUCAACCACAAGAACAAUGCUGUCCCCAAGAGCUCCAUCCGUCUCAUCCAUGUCCUAUCAGACAAUGAGCUGUGUGUACGUUCUAUGGCUGCCCUGGAGACGAUCGGCCCCCUGAUGGCUGGGAUGAAAGUACGGGCAGACAUGGCCGGGCUGGCUUGUGAAGCUCUCAAUCGCAUGUUCCAGAGGGAGCAGACAGAACUAGUAGCUCAGGCUCUGAGAGUGGAGCUAGUUCCAUACCUCCUGAAAUUACUGGAAGGAAUUGGCUUGGAGACAUUAGAAAACCCUUCAGCUACAAAGGCCCAGAUAGUAAAAGCUCUCAAGUCCAUGACUCGCAGUCUACAGUAUGGAGAGCAGGUGAAUGAAAUUCUUGCAAGGUCUUCGGUAUGGAGUGCCUUCAAAGACCAGAAACAUGAUCUUUUCAUCUCAGAGUCUCAGACUGCAGGCUAUCUGACAGGUCCAGGAGUUGCAGGUUACCUUACAGCGGGAACUGGUACCACAGUAAUGCCCAACGUCCCACCCCCUGUGGACAACGACACUGGAGACCAAGGCUGAAGGAACCCCCCCCACACACACAUGGUCUCGCCCAGGCACCGGACUGUUCUGCAGCUUCACGGCCGCAACUCAGAAAGGGACUGUUCUGCUCCCACAAAGAGGGGGUGGGGAAAGAAGAAGACAGGGGAGAGCAGAGCCAUCACCAAAAUCUCUCCAACACCUCCUGCAGCACCCCCUCCCCUUACAAAUGACACUCAAGUCUUCGGAAAUGCUUCGUUUUAAAGUAUGACCACAUUUGUUUUGUUUCAGUGCUACUUUUCUGAUUUCUUCCAAUGACAAAAAUGUUUACUUUUUGUAUGAAUAUAUUUUUUACUCUAGAUUUGUUUUUUGUUUUUUUUUUUUUUCAUGAGAAAAUUUUGGAAAGACCAAGGCUUGUUGGGAAUUGUCACCUCAUCGUAUUCCUCUAUUCUCUCUGAUUAUACUGAAACCCACCAAUCAUCUGAGGGUAUUUGGCCUCAUUUGUGCCCUGGACCUGUCCACCCCUUUCAUAAAUGUGUCUUUAACAAAUUUGUAUAUGGAUUACAAAAUUAAAAAAAUAAUAACAAUGAUAACAUAGGAAAUGAGAAAAUGUCAUGCAUCAUUUCACUGUCCAGUUUCCCCACAUAAAAAAUGUUGCUUUAACCCUCAGAUUGAUGCUGACAUGUCCGGUUGUGUCCAUUCAUAACACAAUUAUGCUCUCCUAAUGUCUAGCUCAUUCUGCUCUCUGAAAGCUAUUUUUUCCCUGCCUCAUACCUUUUAAAGUAGUUUUUCCCCCCCGAAUGCAAAAAGCACUAGAAUAUUUAUGAGUGAAAAUUAGCCACAGGAAUUGAGCUUCUGCUGACAUGAAGAAUGACCUUGACUCUGAUUAUAAAUCUAUGUGAAAGACUAGUGCAAUUUGUGAAAUGUUCAAUGUAAUAUUACGUAUAUAAACUUUCUAUACUGAAUGUACAUUUGAAAAAAAAAAAUAAAAAUCAGUCACACUUGUACAUAAAAUUUUAAGAAUAAAA